Messenger RNA from Penicillium maclennaniae, 2046 nucleotides. RefSeq names its product sodium:solute symporter family protein. Gene Ontology annotation, biological process: urea transmembrane transport; spermidine transport; putrescine transport. The record is from RefSeq and is a predicted model, not a curated record. The coding region runs from base 1 to 2046 and encodes 681 amino acids. Gene Ontology annotation, cellular component: plasma membrane. The transcript is spliced from 5 exons. Lineage: Eukaryota; Fungi; Ascomycota; Eurotiomycetes; Eurotiales; Aspergillaceae. Gene Ontology annotation, molecular function: spermidine transmembrane transporter activity; putrescine transmembrane transporter activity; urea transmembrane transporter activity.
AUGUCGUCUGGGACCGUUACCUUUACGGCGCCUCUAUCCCAAGGAUUUGGCUACGGCAUUAUUCUGGGACUGGGAUUUGCCUUUGCACUGCUGAUGAUCUUUAUCACCUGGGCGUUGAAGAGAUACCAGAAUGAAGUUCAGACCUCUGAAAUGUUCUCAACGGCCGGACGAUCGGUCAAGUCAGGUUUGGUUGCUGCUGCAGUCGUGAGUAGUUGGACAUGGGCAGCGACACUGCUUCAGUCUUCAGCAGUGGCAUACAAAUAUGGCAUUUCGGGGCCCUUCUUCUAUGCUUCGGGUGCAACGGUUCAAAUUCUCCUCUUCGCAACUCUGGCUAUUGAGCUGAAGCGCCGCGCACCCAACGCCCAUACCUUCCUUGAAGUGAUCCGCGCCCGCUAUGGCACCACUGUGCACGUCGUCUUCAUAGUCUUCUGCCUCAUGACCAAUAUUCUCGUCACGGCCAUGCUACUCACCGGUGGCUCGGCUGUCAUGACUUCCUUGACUGGCGUAUCUACCCCGGCGGCCUGUUUCUUGCUUCCCAUUGGUGUGGUGCUGUAUACUAUCUUUGGAGGUAUCAAGGCAACCUUUAUUACCGAUUAUCUGCACACCGUGGUUAUCUUGGUCGUGAUCUUCCUCUUCGCCUUCUCGGCAUACGCUACCAAUGCGGAGCUGGGCUCGCCCGGCAGAGUGUAUGAUGCUUUGGUGGCGGCUGCAAAGGCUCAUCCUGUUGAGGGUAAUGCCGAGGGCAGUUAUUUGACUAUGCGAUCUAAGGAAGGUGGCAUCUUCUGGGUUAUAAACUUGAUUGGUAACUUUGGAACUGUCUUCCUUGAUAACGGUUACUACAACAAAGCCAUUGCCGCAAGCCCAAUUCACGCUUUCCCCGGCUACGUUAUCGGCGGACUGUGCUGGUUCGCCAUUCCCUGGCUCUGCGCAAGCACCCUCGGCAUCUCAGCCUUGGCCCUCGAAGGUUCCCAGCGUCUCAGCAGCGACGACGUGACAGCCGGUCUCGUCCUUCCCUUCGCAGCAGUCAAACUUCUGGGCUACAGUGGAGCCGUCGCAACAACACUCAUGAUCUUCAUGGCCGUCACGUCCGCUUUCUCCGCCCAACUCAUUGCUGUCUCCUCCAUCUUCACUUACGACAUCUACCAAGCCUAUAUCGAGCCCUCUGCCAAAGGCAAGAAACUCGUUUGGAUCUCCCAUGUAUCCUGCAUUGUCUACUCAAUCAUCAUGGCCGGCUUUGCAACAGGCCUCUACUACGCAGGUAUCGGAAUGGGAUACCUCUACCUCCUCAUGGGCGUUAUCAUCUCUUCCGCCGUCUUCCCCGGCGCCAUGACUCUCCUCUGGAAAGGCCAGAACUGGAUCGCCGCCGCCGCAUCCCCACCUCUAGGUCUCGCCGUCUCCUUGAUCGCGUGGCUAGUCACAGCCAAGACACAAUACGGAAUCCUGACUGUGACUACCACCGGAGACAACUACCCCAUGCUGGCAGGCAACGUUGCCGCCCUACUAAGCCCUAUCGUCUUCGUCCCGAUCUUCACCUACGUCUUCGGUCCCCAGAACUACGACUACGAAUCCAUGCGUGCAAUUCGCAAAGUCGACGACACAGAAGUCGCCGUCGCUGCGUCCAUCGACCUAGAGCUCGUCCCCGGUGAAUCGGGCCCGUCACAAGAACAAUCCGAGGAAGAAAUGCGCAAGCUGAACAAAGCAGCCUUCUACUCGCGCACAUUGACUAUCUUCAUGGCCUUCGCGAUGUUGAUUCUCUGGCCGAUCCCGAUGUACGGAACCUCGUACGUCUUCAGCAAGAAGUUCUUUACUGGCUGGGUUGUUGUUGGGAUCCUGUGGCUGUUCUGUACUCUAUUUGGGGUCGUGAUCUUCCCGCUUUAUGAAGGUCGCGAGAGUAUCGUUCGGGUUGUGCGUAUGAUGAGUCUUGAUCUUAUGGGUAAGAAACCUGGGCUUCACGAGGGGAGGAAAACGUACGACUCGCAACCUUCGGGUGUGGCGACGCCUGCGGAGCAGGUCGAGGAGAAGGGCAAGGACUUGGAGACUUAUUGA